AUGCUAGCGGUGGUGCUCCCAAUAGCUGUGGCUGACCCGGUGGCUCCUGCUGCCCUGAAGCGGCCCUCCGCCUAUGUCUCUCCAACGCGGUAUACGCGCCAGUCGCACACGCCAACGACUCACUUCUUCGCGUCGCACUGGUACGCCCCAUUUGUGCUGCUUUUGCUCGUCUCCAUAAUCUUGAUGGUACUACUCUGGUGUACAAUACAUGUGUACUUCCAUGAACGGGAGCAAAAGACGCGCCGCGAGGAGUGGCAGCGUAUGCCUGGCACAAGCCAAGAAGGAACGGAGGUGCCGUUAUUUACGGUCUCAUUUUUAAACGGGGAAUCCAGUGGGUCGUUGGACUAUAGCAUGUAG
Trypanosoma grayi is the source of this 357-nucleotide messenger RNA. RefSeq lists its product as hypothetical. The transcript has a single exon. The record is from RefSeq and is a predicted model, not a curated record. Lineage: Eukaryota; Euglenozoa; Kinetoplastea; Trypanosomatida; Trypanosomatidae. The coding region runs from base 1 to 357 and encodes 118 amino acids.